AUGCUUAAGCCACGCGUGUGUGAACACCAGUCAAAUUUCCUAUUCUCCAACACAUGGCAAAAUAUUCUUCAAAAAAUUUGCAAAUGCCGCAUUGCUCUUGACCUGAAAUCAAAAGAGUACAUAAGAUCUUGGAAACAACUACAUUUGUACAAGCAAAACUAUGAUACUGAAGACAUCCAUGCCUUACUCAGCAUUCAUUGGAGCUUUCCAAUUUAUCCUGAGAGAGAGAGAAAAGACAUGGAAGAACAUAUAGUUGAAUCUGUCAAGAAGAUGUUAGUGUGGCUCCUAAUAACAUCCGUUUUCCAGUUCCACCACAACUAUAUAAGAGAAACUCAGCAGUUCCCCCACAACUAUAUAAGAGAAACUCAGGUGAACAGAAGCAACAAACAGCAGUUCGCCCUAACACUCCCAGGCACGGGGCUCGAGGUACACCAAGCUUCAGUGUUUUCCGGCGCCGGCGACGCGUUUUCUCGCCGGCGCGGGACUCUCUCGUCGACACCAACCUCUGCCUUCAUCUCACUGUUCGUUGUUCACUUCAAAAUCAUCUCACUGCUCGUUGUUCACUUCAAAGUUAAGAUGCUACGGAGUCGUAGCCUUCUGCAGAUCGGAGAAAAGGAUACCCGACGGAGCCUUUGCCGGAGAUAUGAGCUUUGGUUCUUUGUCUUCACUGUAGUCCUCCCGAUGGCUCUCCCUAACUGUCCGGUCUGCUCUCCAGCGGUGAGUCGAGAGGGUUCUCUUGCUACCGCGCUUCUUAAGUUCACGGGAAUGUUUCCCGACGAACUCCACCCUGGCUGUGCCGUCGACCUUACCCGCGCUCUUCAACCUCUCAUGGAGCGAAGAUCUCAACACUCAGACUCUUGCUUUCCAUCUCUGGGAAGUGAGACAGCAAAACUACCGCGUAUCGUUCCUUUCCACUCAUAUGGCGCCAGAGUACAAGGCAACUCAAGCCCAGAUCCGAAUCUCAUCGGAAGAUCUUCACUUUCCCCGCCUCCUAGUGAGCUGCCAUUACCUCUUGUGUGUGCCUUCCUCAACGGUCGAUCUGCGUAUCUCCGCCAAACGUCUCUUUCUACAUCUGUUUUCGAUGGUCACUCAGCUUGCUUCCGUGAGCUCGUCUCUCCGCCGACCUAA
This is a messenger RNA of Eruca vesicaria subsp. sativa (arugula), 1128 nucleotides long. Lineage: Eukaryota; Viridiplantae; Streptophyta; Magnoliopsida; Brassicales; Brassicaceae. The record is from the annotation of a GenBank genome assembly.